Molecule: messenger RNA, 1560 nt
Organism: Dovyalis caffra
Lineage: Eukaryota; Viridiplantae; Streptophyta; Magnoliopsida; Malpighiales; Salicaceae
Source: the annotation of a GenBank genome assembly
AUGUCUGCGAAGUAUAUGCAUGGCUUAUCAGACGAAAACCCAGAUCUGCAGAAGCAAGUUGGAUGCAUGAAUGGCAUCUUUCAACUGUUUGACCGCCACCAUUUCUUGGGUGGCAGCAGCCGUAUCACCAGCCAAAACCACAAGAGGCUUCUAUCAGGUCAAAACGGAAGCCAUGUGAAUGGGAUAGAGCCCAAAGGAGCCCCACAAAGGAAGACCAGGGAAAAGAAUCCCAAGGGCUUGAAAGAGAAACACACAACCUCCACCGAAUCAUCAAGAAGCUCAUUUUCAUCUUCCCCAUGUUCGUCCAGUAUCUCAUCUCUUGAAUGCAGUAAAGCAUCUCAGCUAGAACCAUCUUCAUUCAAGCAAAAUGUCGUCCCAAAAAACCAUGCUUGGGACUCACACAGGUACCAACCAAAUGGCUCUUUGCAGUCAAGCCAACAAUCUCUUGAUCUUCGGGAUGCUGUCAAAGACUCGAUCCACAGAGAAGCCCGUGGCAUAUCAGUCAAAACUUCAACCAAAAGAGAAGCUGGGGGCCAAACCUUGAAAUACAUAGAUUCCCCGAGACCAUUACGUUACUCGAACUCUGUCGAUCCCAAAGUUCCUGCUCCAAGGGAAUCAUUUAGAGUUCGUCAUAAGCUUCAAGAAGCACCUUCCAAAUCCAGUGAAGGGAAGAAUGAUUCCUUAACAGGUGGACUGAAGGAUGCUCGUAGGUUUUCUUGUGAUGGAAGGGAAUCAAGAGACACAUUGAAGUCUACCAUAAAGCUCAAGGAGCUCCCCAGGCUGUCAUUGGACAGUAGAGCAGGCUCCAUAAGGGGUUCCAACCCUGAAAUGAAAUCAAAUUAUCUUUUAAGGGAUUUGGAGAGGGUGGAUGGGAACUCCAACAGUUUCCUAAACAACCAACAGGAUCCAGGAAGCAAUAAACGACCGUCUAGUGUAGUGGCCAAGUUGAUGGGACUAGAAGUUCUACCAGAUCCCAUGUCAACUAGUGGGAACCAAACAAUGCAGAUCAAAUCCCACCUAGAUGAAGAAAACAAGUUCCUGCGGUCAUCAAGAACAACUGAUUUGGACAAACAAAAUCGAAUUUCUGGUUCCCCAAGAAAUUCGCACAAGGAACCCACCUCACCCAACCAGAGAAAUGCUGCAUCAGUCAAGAAGCACACUGCAACCUCAAAGUUUCCAAUAGAGCCAGCUCCAUGGAGACAGCCAGAUGGAAGCAGAGGUUCUCAAACACUGGCUUUGAAGAAUCGGGCAACUCUAACAGAAGUCCCCUGCUCCUCUCUUUCUGUUUAUGGUGGAAUAGAGAAAAGGUUGGCACAACUUGAGUUCCAAAAGUCUGGAAAGGAUCUAAGAGCUCUCAAGCAAAUACUUGAAGCAAUGCAGAAAACUAAGGAGAUAUUAGGGACCGGAAAAGAAGCUUUGAGUUUUGAAACUCAGACAAGCAUUGCUAGCAGUCUUGAUCAGAGCUCAAAGUUGGCAAAUUUGCAAGACCUACAGAGCAGCGCCAUUUCCGUCCCUACAAAGGGGGCAGUUCCCCAAGGAACUUUAAAUCUUCAAUUGUGA